AUGCCUGCCGCCGCCACUGCCCCCGAAACCAUCACGCCCUCGACCGAGCGGCACCUGCCUACGAAGCAGAACCCCUUGAUGAUCGAUGACAUCCCGCCUUACCAGGAUCUCGUGUCGCGUCGCCGCCUUGGCCAGACCCAGUUGACGGCCAAGAUGGUGAACCAGGUGGACGGUGAUUCGACAUCCCUUGGAGUCUUCGACUACGCCCACCUCCGCGCCCCCGUGCCGAAGGGCAUUGUUUCGGGCAUCUUCAAGUCGAGCCCCAACAGUUACUUCCUGAUGCGCCGGAGCCACGACGGCUACGUUUCCGCCACGGGCAUGUUCAAGGCCACGUACCCGUACGCCGAGGCUCACGAGGAGGAGACGGAGCGCCGCUACAUCAAGUCUCUCCCGUCUACCAGCCCCGAGGAGACGGCGGGCAACGUCUGGAUCCCUCCCGACCAUGCCCUCUCCCUCGCUGAGGAGUACGGCGUGCUGCCCUGGAUCCAGGCCCUGCUGGAUCCCGCAACUAUUGCCAUGACCCAACAGCCCGACAGUCCUCCCAAGAAGAUUGCCGCUCCUCCCAAGUUUGAGGUCAAGAAGGCCCCGCAGCCCCAGCUGGCUCCUCCCACGCCGCCGCGCAGCAUGCGUCUCCGCCGCUCCGCCAGUCCCACAAAGUCUGCAGCUCCUGCUCCUCGCCCGGGGAAGACACCUCGCAAGCGCAAGGUCAAGUCCGAGAGGACUAGGUUGCCGAGUCUUGCGGCGGAAACGACGACGAGAACAAUCGAGUUUGAGCCCGCCGUCGUCUUGCAAGCACAGGAUGAGGGACAAAAGGUCAAGGUGGUCGUCGAGCAGGAUGUCAAGAUCGACGAGGAAGGUCACGAGGCCAAGCACCCCACAGUGGCGCUUGAGCUGCCGCUCUCCAGCACCGAGCCCCCGACAGCCGAAGAGACGGCGCGCAUGAUCGCCGAGGCCAAGUCGAUGGUCGAAGCUGCGACUGCCACAAAGACGACCGACGCGGCCGACGCCGACGGCGAUGUCGACGUCGAGAGCGAAGAGAAGGAGCCGGUUGAGCUGGUCAAGUCCAAGCGCAAGGCAGAGGACAUCACAGCAGCGGAGGAGGAGGAGGAGGGCCCAGAGUCGAGCGAGCGCAGCAGCAAGCGGACCAAGCCGAACGUGCAACUCAAGAAGGAACGCGUGCGGAACCGAGCGCUGCUCGGAAUCAGUGCCACUCUGGCCGUCGGUGCAAUUGUUCCCUUCCUUAUGGGGGUGUUCUAA
This is a messenger RNA of Verticillium alfalfae VaMs.102, 1257 nucleotides long. RefSeq lists its product as hypothetical. Bases 1 to 1257 code for a protein of 418 amino acids. The record is from RefSeq and is a predicted model, not a curated record. NCBI's taxonomy places the organism in Eukaryota, Fungi, Ascomycota, Sordariomycetes, Glomerellales, Plectosphaerellaceae. Gene Ontology annotation, molecular function: DNA binding. Gene Ontology annotation, cellular component: nuclear membrane complex Bqt3-Bqt4. The transcript has 4 exons. Gene Ontology annotation, biological process: mitotic telomere tethering at nuclear periphery; meiotic attachment of telomere to nuclear envelope.